UCACUUUUUAAAUAAAUUAAAUUGUCAGUUAUUUUAAUAACAGCUGGCAUCUAAAAAAAUAACAAAAAUAGAGGACCACAGUUAAACCGACUCAAUUUUUGUUGUGAAACAAUCGGCAGAGUAAACACGUAUGUUAGAUUGUUGAGACGCCUGAUCUCAACACCUACUUUCCCUUCUUAAGAGACAUGUAAACACAUCAUUCACCACUGUGGCCCUACUUGUCAAUCGCCACAUUACUUGUUUUAUAUAUUCAAAACGUCUACGUAACAAAUACUUGCGAGAUAAAACGACUGUCCUGCCAUCUUGUAAUUUUUAUUAUUAUAAUAUUUUUUAAACCGUAAAAAUUUUAAUAAUUAAAUGUUUUUAUUUUAUUUUUUAUGAAAUUAUAGCUACGAAUUUUCAUAGUUGUAAUUUUUAUAAAAAAACUUUAAAUUAUAUUAUAAUCGUUUAAUAAAAUAUUUUCUUGACACUAGUAAACAACCGCUACUAUUUUUUCUCAUAAUAGACGUAGCAUUGGUAACAUUGGUUGGUUAGUUGUCAUAAUAUUUUUUUUUUGUACCUUGCUGUCAUAUGUGUAACUGUGUACCUAGAUAUUUAUUUAAAUUAUAAAUUAUGGUGUGCGGCAUGUGAGAUAUAGUUUUGUAAUAUUUAGAUACAUAAUAUAAAAUUUAAAAAAUAGUUAUAGCAGGUGUAGGUGGCAGUGGGUAAUUGGUUGGGUUGGUUGGUCUAAAUCGUCUAAACUGGUCUAAACUAAGUAGGCAAGUAAUACAGCUGGUGAAUAUAACAAUAUAUACCAUAUAUUCCAACAGUUUAUAUAAACUGGUCUGUGGUCUACAUCUACACCAUCAAUUAACAAUUAACUUCAUAUGAGGAGGUGUAAAAAAAUAAAUUAUAAAUCAUGUUCUUCCCAAUUGGUUGGCCAAGGGUUUUAAAUCCAUCAGAGCCUGAUGAAAUAAAUGCAAUUGUAUGUAAUAGAGAUAAAAUAUUAUUUGCUAUUUUAACAAGGGAUACACUGUCAAUUUGGUAUUGCAAACCUUGCGUUCCAAUUGUUUUUAAUAGACGUACCAAAGAUUCAAUUGAAAAAUAUGGUGAAAAUUUAUUGGUACAGUGGAAACCCGAUUCCAGUAUGUUAACAAUUGCAACUUGUGAUAGUUAUUUAUUGUUUUAUCGAUUAUCUGACAGUGGAGGUGAUAAUCAUGGUCUUUAUGAACAAAAGGAUUCACCAGUAUCAAGUUUACGUCGUGAUAGUGCUGAACUUUUUAUAAAAGAAGUUAUUCCAUCUUUUGUAUUGACAUUUGUUAUACCAGUAUGGAUUGACGGUGGAAUAAGUUCAUUAGUAUGUAUAAGAGAUGAACUUAUGGUUGCAACUAAAACAAGUAUUAUUAUAAGACAACGAUGGGAAGGUUCUACUAAUCGUGAUUACUCAUUAGAUCUUAAAAGAAUUCCAUUUAGUGUCGAUCAACAAAUAUCAACAGUUGCUGUGCCAAUAACUGAUAAUAAUAUUUAUGUAACUGAUAUUGAAUAUUCUCCAUUAGUUGGAGGUUUUGCAAUUGUUCUCAGUAAUGGUAAAGCGGCAUUUUUAACUGCUCAGUCAUUAAAAUUUGAUCCAAAUCAAGUACAAGGUAUAUGGGCUAAAGAUUUAGAUGAUGCAACGUGUGCUGCUGUUAAUCAUAAAUAUCGAUUGAUUGCAUUUGGAUGUAAAAAUUCACAUGGAGUUGUUUAUUAUGUUGAUGAGACAACUGGUAGUCUUGAAGUAUCUCAUACACUUUGUUUAUCCUCAAAAGAUUAUCCAGGUAAACCUGGUAGUGUAACAUGUCUCAGAUGGACACCUGAUAGCUGUGCUAUUGCUUUAGCUUGGGAUACCGGAGGUUUAGCUAUUUGGAGUACAUUUGGAGCACUUUUACUCUGUACAUUAAAAUGGGAUUAUGGUUUACAUGUUGAUCUUACUCGUGAUAAUCCUCUUUGUAUUCAUACGAUGGAAUGGUCAGCUGAAGGUUAUCAAUUAUGGAUGCUCAGAGAAUAUCCAAAUUGUUUGUCAAUAAAACAAGAAAAUAAUGUAAAUCAACUCUCAGAUAAUCAAAAAUGUUCAUUAAUUCAAUUAGAUUUUGUAAAAAGUCCCCUGACAGUGAAUCCAUGCAUGGGACAUCAUGGGCAUUUAUAUCUCCAAGGUGAAGAUCGUUUAUAUCUCAAUUUAGGUGGUGUAGCAACAAAUACACCAAGUUUUCAUUUAGGAAAUGAUAUUUCAAAUGAUACAACUUGUCAAACAUUAGCCGGAUCGAAACAGUGGUUAGUAGUUCCAAUACCAAGUGUAUAUAGUGGUUCAAAUUGGCCAAUUCGAUAUACAGCAAUAGACAAUGAAGGACAAAAUAUUGCUGUUGCUGGUCGAACAGGAUUAGCACAUUAUUCUUUAUCAUCACGUAAAUGGAAACUUUUUGGUAAUGAAAAUCAAGAAAAAGAUUUUAUAGUUACGGGUGGUAUUUUAUGGCAUCGAGGAUUUAUGAUUGCCAGUAGUUAUUCUAUUAUUGAAGAUAAAGAUGAAAUAAGAAUUUAUCCACGAGACACAAGAUUGGAUAAUAAUUAUGUUAAAAGUAUCAGAAUGCCGUCACAAGUAUUACUCGUUAAUACAAUGAAAGAUAAACUUGUUACAUUUUGUGCAAAUGCUCAAGUCAGUAUAUUUGAUAUGACACUUGAAGGUAUUGAAGGUAUAGGAAGUAUUGAAUUAACAAGAACCCAAAUUGUUGAUAUUAGUGGACUAUGUGUACAUCCAGCUUGUGUUGUUAGUGCAACAUUAACUACAAUACGAGCAGAAACAGCUGGUAGUCAUCCACAUCCUGAAAGUUUAAUUUUAAAUGUGUCUGGAAAACUUUUAAUGGUACAACGUGAAUAUUGUACCGAUGAUAAUACUCAAGUUUUAUUUACAUGUGGAUCUCCAAAUGUUUUGGCUUCUUGUGUUGAAAAUUUUUGGGUACCUUGGCAAUCAAUAAGAGAUAAACCACAUCUUACAGAAGCAUUGUGGUUAUUUUGUGGUGCCCAUGGAAUGAGAGUUUGGUUACCAUUAUUUCCUCGUAAUCAUCAGGACAAUGCUCAUACAUUUAUGAGUAAAAGAAUAAUGUUGCCAUUUGAUUUAAAAAUUUAUCCACUGGCAAUACUUUUUGAAGAUGCUAUUAUUCUUGGUGCUGAAAAUGAUACUGUUUUAUAUACAUCAGACAGCAAUUCACCAUUUUCAUUACCUUUUAGUUUACUUGAAUUAACAAGUCAAGUUUAUCUUCAUAAAAUACUUCGACAGCUUAUUCAUCGUAAUCUUGGUUAUCAUGCAUGGGAAAUAGCUAGAUCAUGUGUAUCAUUACCAUAUUUUUCACAUUCAUUAGAAUUAUUACUUCAUGAGGUACUUGAAGAAGAAGCAACAAGUAAAGAACCAUUACCAGAUGCUCAAUUACCAAGUGUUGUUGAAUUUAUACGUGAAUUUCCUGGUGUAUGGGCAAGAGCAGUUGUACAAUGUGCACGUAAAACAGAAAUAGCACUGUGGCCUUAUUUAUUUUCAGUUGCUGGUUCACCUAAAAAAUUAUUACAAGAUUGUUUACAACGACAACAAUUAGAUACUGCUGCUAGUUAUUUAAUUAUUCUUCAAAAUUUAGAACCAUCAUCAGUAAGUAGACAACAUGCAACAUUAUUACUUGAUGCGGCAUUAGAACAAGGAAGAUGGGAAUUAUCGCGUGACUUGGUACGUUUUCUUCGUGCAAUUGAUCCAAAUGAUGUUGAAUCACCUCGAACUUCAUGGGGCGGUACUGCCAGUAAAUUAUCAUCAGGUCCACCUCCGACCCCAUCAGUAUCACCACAUGAAGAAGAUCUUUCAUUAGUUCUUGGAACAAUGCAAGUAUCUCGUAGUCGUAGUUACAGUACAACAGUUAAUCCUAAAUUACAAUAUAAUAACGAUAUAAUAAAUAAAGAUCAUCCACCACCACCACCUCCACCUUCAUCAAUGCUGGAAAAAACACGUAAUGCAGUAUUACGACGUAAAAAAUCUGUACCAAAUAUUAAAACUGAAAAAAAUAUUAAUAAUCUUAUUAAUAAUAAUAAUAAUAAUAAUAAUAAUAAUAAUAAUAACAAUAAAGAAUCAUCUGCUGAAGAAUUUUUUAUUGAUGUUAUAUUACAGAGACACGCAAGACGGUUACUUUCAGCACGUAGACUUGCUGAUUUAGGACAUUUUGCUGCACGUUUAGAUUUUCAUUUAGUUACUUGGUUAGCCAGAGAACGUGAAAGAGCUGCUAAAAUUGAUGAUUUUGUUGUUGCUCUUAAAGCUGUUCAUGAAGAUUUUUCUUUUCCUUAUCCUACUUUAUCAUUAUCAAAUAUUGAAAAACUACGAAGACCUAGUCAAACUAUGUUUACUAGAUCACGAUCCAUUGAAUAUACUGAAAAUGAUACACAAACAACUACAACAUUUACAAAUAAUAUAAAUACCAAUAAUAAUAAUAUAAUACCAGCAGCAGCAACAACAACAACAGAUUUACCUGCAGAUAGUGGUUAUACUAGUUUACCAAGUGUUAGGCCACUUUAUGGAGGUUUAAUGUCGUCAGUAUCAGCAACAACACUUGAAACACAGUUUCCUAUUGUUGAAACAAAAUUAACACCUAGAAUACAUCAUGAUACUACAAGUGUACUAAGUGAUACCAGUACUAUAUGGCGUGAUGAUGUUGAUUCAAUUGUUGGAACUUGUUGGGUUUCUAAUGAUACAAUCGAACCAACAGAAAUAAUUAAUUCGACGUCACUAUGUGGUCCUACAAGUCGAGCUCAAAUUCAAGUUAGAUAUCUUCUUCAAUUAUUUUUGGAAGCCGGUUGUGUUGGAUGGGCAGCUGUAUUAACAACUAUGCUAAAAGAUGCUUCAGCAAUGGCAAGAACUAUACGAGCAGCUCAUGCUCCUAUGCAAACAUUAGAUUCAAUAAUAAAUCUUCGCGAUGGAAUUCUUACUCUAACAAAAUGGUCACAAUCUGAAUGUCUUGGAUACAGAGCAUUUGUAUCUGGAAUUCAAAGCCAAACCUCAUUGCUCAAUCGAUUAAUUGUUGUAAAACAGCAACAGCAGCAGCAGCAGCAACAACAACAACAACAACAACUGCAACAACAAUUAAUUCAACAGCAAGAACAACAUGUACGACAUCAGACAGAACAAGAUAUUGUUGAGAGUCGAUCAUCGAGUCCUACCCUUUCAUUUGGAAGCAAUCAACGUGCUAAUAUUUCACGUUCAAGACAUUCGUCAGUAAGUCAUGUUUCUACAGCUACUGUUGCUUUUACUAUUGAUGCAACAGCAGCAGCAACAACAACAACAACAACCGCAACAAUAACUACAACAACAUCACCAACAAUAACUGUGGCAGAAGAAAAAAAAUUUUUAGAUAAUAAAGUGUUUUCGGGUACAAGCAAAGAGACAACAAAUCGUGUUGGUAGUAACUAUGGAAAUAUUGAUAAUGAUUCUCAGCAACAGGCAACUUGUGUAAUCUCUUAAAAUAAUUAUUAUUAUCAAACAGGG
Microplitis demolitor is the source of this 5521-nucleotide messenger RNA. RefSeq names its product guanine nucleotide exchange factor subunit Rich (gene Rich). Gene Ontology annotation, molecular function: protein binding. Lineage: Eukaryota; Metazoa; Arthropoda; Insecta; Hymenoptera; Braconidae. The coding region runs from base 899 to 5497 and encodes 1532 amino acids. The record is from RefSeq and is a predicted model, not a curated record. Gene Ontology annotation, biological process: retrograde transport, endosome to Golgi; intracellular protein transport. The transcript has 9 exons. Gene Ontology annotation, cellular component: Golgi membrane; Ric1-Rgp1 guanyl-nucleotide exchange factor complex; cytosol.